AUGGUGUUAGCAGACUUGGGAAGGCGAAUCAGCAGCGCGGUGUCGGAAGUGACCCGGUCGAGCUCGGUUGACGAGCAAGUAGUGGAAAACAUGCUUAAGGAAAUUUCAAACGCAUUAGUGGAAGCAGACGUGAAUAUAAAACUAGUGAUAGGGCUCCGGAAGAAGCUCAAGGCGAAGAUCGAGGGCAGCAGCGGGCAGCAGGGUCUGGAUAAGAAGAAAUUGAUCCAGAAAGCGGUGUUCGAUGAGCUCUGUGCACUUGUUGAUUGCGGUGGAGCGAAAGUUUUCCGGCCAAGAAAGAAGAAAACUAACGUUAUCAUGAUGGUUGGUUUGCAGGGUGCGGGAAAGACGACGACGUGCACAAAGUUGGCGGUGUACUACCAGCGGAGAGGGCUGAAAGUGGGUCUUGUGUGUGCGGAUACGUUCCGUGCGGGAGCUUUUGACCAAUUGAAGCAGAAUGCAACCAAAGCACGAAUUCCAUACUAUGGAUCGUACACAGAGGUGGACCCGGUGACCGUGGCGGCGGAGGGAGUGGGGAAAUUCAAGAGAGACAAGUUCGAGUUGAUCAUCGUGGACACUUCGGGAAGGCACCGGCAGGAAAAAGAGCUUUUUGCAGAAAUGGUGCAGAUCGAGGAGGCGGUGAAGCCGGACGAGACGAUCAUGGUGCUCGACGCGUCGAUCGGCCAGGCAGCUGAGUUGCAGGCCCGCGCGUUCAAGCAGUCGUCGAACUUUGGGGCGAUCGUCCUCACGAAGAUGGACGGCCACGCGAAAGGAGGCGGUGCAAUUUCUGCAGUUGCGGCCACCAAGACGCCGAUAGCGUUUAUUGGAACGGGAGAGCACAUCCAGGAUUUGGAGAGCUUCACUGCCAAGCAGUUUGUGUCGAAGCUUCUUGGCAUAGGAGACAUCCAGGGGCUCAUGGAGCACGUGAAGUCGCUCCACUUGGACCAGAAGGAUGCGAUGAAGAACUUCCAGGAGGGAAAGUUCACGCUGCGCGAUCUCCAGACGCAGAUGAACAACAUCUUGAAGAUGGGCCCGCUCAGCAAGAUCGCGCAGAUGCUUCCCGGCGGCAUUGGCAACAUGAUGCAGCAGGUUGGCGAGGAGGAAACCACGAAGCGGUUUAAACGGAUGGUUUUCAUCAUGGACUCGAUGACAGGCAGCGAGCUUGACAGUGACGGGCAGAUUUUCGUCGAUGAGCCGAGCCGGAUCGUGCGUGUGGCCCGGGGCUCCGGCACCUCGGUCACAGAGGUGGAAGCAGUUCUUUUGCAGCAGAAGAUGUUCACCAAGAUGGCCCAGCGUACAAAAUCCAUGAAAAGCCAAAUGCCCGGCCUGAUGGGCGGCCGGGGAGGUCGGGCAGGUGGCCCGGGAGGCCGCGGUGCGUUUGGCGGUGCCCAGAUGCAGCGUGCCAUGCAGCAACUCCAGUCUGAUCCCUCCAUGAUGCAGAAAAUGCAGCAAAUGAUGGGUAGUAUGGGUGGAAUGCCUGGAAUGGGCGGAAUGGGCGGAAUGCCCGACCCGCAGCAGAUCCGGCAGAUGAUGAGCGACCCCAACGUUCGCAGGAUGGUCGAGAACUUCGGCAAGAACUUUGGCAUGCAGUGA
Messenger RNA from Brettanomyces bruxellensis, 1590 nucleotides. It is a transcript of the gene SRP54, whose product is annotated as Signal recognition particle. NCBI's taxonomy places the organism in Eukaryota, Fungi, Ascomycota, Pichiomycetes, Pichiales, Pichiaceae. Gene Ontology annotation, cellular component: signal recognition particle, endoplasmic reticulum targeting; cytosol. Gene Ontology annotation, molecular function: GTP binding; endoplasmic reticulum signal sequence receptor activity; GTPase activity. The transcript has a single exon. Gene Ontology annotation, biological process: SRP-dependent cotranslational protein targeting to membrane, translocation; SRP-dependent cotranslational protein targeting to membrane. The record is from RefSeq and is a predicted model, not a curated record. Bases 1 to 1590 code for a protein of 529 amino acids.